AUGACCACCAGCACAACAAACUCCAGUCACUCUGAGGCCAGGAAAACAAUGAAGGCAUUAGUGUAUGCAGGACCCAACUCCUACAAGGUAGAGGAUCGGCCUGUACCAGACCUCAAGUCUCCCACCGAUGCAAUUGUCAAGAUGCUCUACAGCACCAUCUGUGGGACGGAUCUCCAUAUCCUCAAAGGAGAUGUGCCUACCGUGCAGCACGGGCGCAUUCUAGGUCAUGAGGGGGUGGGUAGUGUUGCAUCUCUGGGCACUGCCGUCAACGGUCUUUCCGUAGGAGACACCGUGUUGAUCUCGUGUAUCAGCUCGUGUGGUGUUUGUCCUGCUUGCCGAAGGAACCUCAACUCUCACUGCGAGACCGGCGGUUGGAUCCUGGGCAACUGGAUUGACGGGACGCAGGCCGAAUAUGUGCGGAUCCCGCAUGCCGCCUCUUCGCUGUACAAGCUGUCCGGCAAAUCUGACCCCAUGGCUUGCGUGGCUCUCUCAGAUGCUCUUCCCACUGGCAUGGAGUGCGGCACACUCAACGCCAUGGUGCAACCAGCCAGCAGAGUGGUCAUCGUGGGCGCUGGGCCUGUUGGCCUAUCGGUGCUGAUGACAGCAAAGCUGUACACACCAGCUCUGAUCGUGGCAGUCGACACCAAUGAUACUCGACUGGAGCACGCGAAGCGACUUGGGGCCGAUCAGACUGUUAAUCCUUCCAGCCCCGAAGCCAUGGGAAUGCUGGAUUCGUUGACUGAGGGGAAAGGAUUCGAUUCCGUGAUUGAGGCAGUCGGUAUCCCUGCAACCUUUGAACUCUGUCAGAAGCUGGUCGCUCCGGGUGGUAGUAUUGCCAAUGUGGGAGUUCACGGCCAGAAAGUUUCAUUAGAGUUGGACAAACUCUGGGACCGGAACAUUGCUAUCCGGACCCGGCUGGUUGACACGGUAUCUGUUCCUGCAUUACUCAGGUUGUGUCAAUCAGAAAAACUCGACCCUUCUGUUUUGUUCACUCACUACUAUUCGUUUGCGGAUAUCUCCGAGGCUUAUCGCAACUUUCAAUCCCCAUCGCAGCAGGGUACACUGAAAGUUGGCAUCGAGUUCUAA
Molecule: messenger RNA, 1086 nt
Organism: Aspergillus thermomutatus
Lineage: Eukaryota; Fungi; Ascomycota; Eurotiomycetes; Eurotiales; Aspergillaceae
Product: zinc-dependent alcohol dehydrogenase family protein
Exons: 4
Coding region: 1-1086 (361 amino acids)
Molecular function (GO): oxidoreductase activity; zinc ion binding
Source: RefSeq, a predicted model, not a curated record